UAACAUUUAGGAAAUGGACAACAGUUAGCCCAGGCCUAAAUAUGGCUAAUUCUUGUCAUAGUCAUUUUUAUUCUCUAGAGCCUCGCUUAAAUCCCACUGUUUUCACGAGCUUCCUCAGCCAUCGUUACCCACACUGCUUUCUCUGUUUUGCUAACUUCUGUAAGUCUUAGAGGAGCAAGUGUAGGGUAGUGGUUGAGACUGGGGUUAUUGUCACACUGCCUAUGCUGUGGACUUACUUGCUGUGUUAAUCUGAGCAAGCCGUUGACCCUUGACAAGCCAUGGUUUCUUCCUCUGUAAAAUGGAGACGGUAAAGAUGUGUGCUGUUGGGGUUAUCGCGAAGGUGGUAAAGAUGUUGGCACGCUGCCCUGCGUAUACUCCAUGUCAACGCCAGCUAUUAUUGUUAGGCUUUGCUGCUAUCCUGUUGCCGCCUUGACUCACACGUGUCCUGUCUCUUCCUAGAGAGACCUCAAGUUAGUAGAUGCUCCAGUACGUUUUUACUUGAAGGGUGGAUUAGGAUGCGGGGAAGACUAAUAGGAAGAGGCUGACUUGGAGCUUCCACUUUGUGUUCCAUAAGAGAAGUGGUAGGAUUAGAAUCGACGAUGGUGGCGACCUCCAAGUGAGGGCUGUGUACUCAGUAAGCAGAGUGGGAGAGGUAGUAGAAAGGAUGAGGGACAAAAAGAGACAUCAUGCCGUGGGAGUUGAAAGAUUUGUAGGUAGUUGAAAGAAUAGGUUUGUUUAUACCACAAAGUAGCAGGAAUUAAAGGCCACAAUACCAGAGUGAAUUGUGAGGGUGUUAGUAGGGGUUGUUAGUUGUAUUUCAUAGCAUCUGCUGAUAAAGUCAUGGUGGUAGGACAGAUUUGGAGGUCAUGUGCUUCUAAGUGACCUUCUAAAUUCAUGGCCUGUGAUUCAUAUGACAACUUUAAGCUCAGAGAUCCGCCCGUGAAAGGGAGUUUUAGUUUCACCUCCUCUACUUUUUCUUGUUCACUGGAGAGGAUAUUUAAUCAAAACUGGAAGGGAUGACAACCCAGUCGGCCGUUCGUUAAAAUGGCGCUUCCCAGAAUAAUUGAUUCUUCUCAAGACUCUUCAGAAAUGUUAUGCUUAUGCAAGUUACAGACAUACAGGCAUAUGGAAAAUAUGGAAUGGUAACCAUGAGAUAGGGGAUUUUUAGGGUCUAAAUCUCCUAGAAGAAAAAAAUAGGAUUUCUUUGCAAGUAGUUUUCAUGUCUUGCUGUAAAAUAGUGGAAGGUUUGUUUUUACUUCUUGGUCAUUUUUGACACACCAGGAAAGAAUAGGAUUGCUACAAGGGGGAGGACAUCAUGAAAACCAAGAGACGCGGAGGUAACAGUCCAUCCUGUUAUGAAACCAUUUGAGGAGGAGCAUAAAUGAGUAAUUGACUCCUUUUAGUUGGUUGAAAUUUAAGAGUUUGAUUACACAAAAAGGAUUAAGUUGGGCAAAAAGCUGUUCUUUUAAUUAGUCAGGAGCAAUUUAGAUAUUAGGAAGCAUUAAAAAAAGACGUUUGUUUAAGAAUUUGGAAAUAUAGGGGCACCUGGGUGGCUCAGUCGGUUGAGCUUCCGACUUUGGCUGAGGUCAUGAUCUCGCGGUCCGUGAGUUUGAGCCCCGCGUCGGGCUCUGUGCUGGUGGCUCAGAGCGUGGAGCCUGCUUCGGAUUCUGUGUCCCCCUGUCUCUCUGCCCCACCCCUGCUUGUGCUCUGUCUCUGUCGUGUCUUUCAAAAAUGAAUAAACAUAAAAAUUUUAAAAAGAAUUUGGAACUACACUAUAUUUUUGUAUGGAUCACUCACUUUUGUUAAUUUCUUAAUAAACUAUACAAUAAUAUUAGUAUAGUAAAUAGAACUAUUCUCUAAACUAACAGUAUAUAUGCCCUUCUUUCCAUUCUUCUACUGUACUGUAUUCUCUCUCAUAUCUAGGACUUUGGCAGUGCUGUGACAUUUACUGAGAAGACCCUUACCCGCUCUCCCCUAUCUCAUUUGUAUCCUUUUUUUUUCACUGCCAAAGCACUUAGUACAUGCUGGUAGGAAUUAACGUUUGUCUUGUUUACCACUGUUUUCCUACACAUACUCGGUAUCAGUUUCUUAAAUAAAAUAAUAAUGUUAUCUGUUACUAUAUCUGCCUCAUAUAUAAAAUGUUUGGAGUGUUAGUAAAAUCCAGUUUCCUUCCUUUUUUCUUUUUAGAGAGAGACAGCAUGAGUGGGGUAGGGGAGAGGCAGAGAGAGAGAGAGAGAGAGAGAGAGAGAGAGAAUGAGAAUCCUAAGCAGGCUCCAUGCUCAUCGUGGACCCCAACAUGGGGCGCGAUCCCAUGACCUUGGGAUCAUGAUCUGAGCUGAAUUCAGGAGUUGAAUGCUUAACCAGCUGAGCCAUCCAGAUGCCCCAAAAUUCACUUUUCUGAUGAUUAGGAUAAGAGUAUGGAGUAAUUUAAUUAAAACAUGACUCUUGGGUUAUUUUUGUGGUAGUAAUUUAAGGAGAAAUAAAAGGAAAGACACAAAUAGACAAGUUCUGGGGAAGAUAGGGGUUCAGAUCAUUGCAGUAUUACUGAGUAUGUAUGUUUAGUAUUCUGGUAUGCACUACAUAGACCACCACAGAGGUAUGAAACUAGCUGGUCGAAGAAAGCAACAGUCAAACCGAGGAGAGAGCAUGAACACUAGGCAGAGGACUGAGAUCAGCCCAAAAGGAGCUGUUGACUUAGAAUUUUGUUGGCUCUGAAUUUGGAGAGGUUGAAGCAACUGGAAUUCACAUUUUUCCCCCCUCUCGAUUCUAGUCAGUGAGCAUCACUGUGUGUCAGGGCAAAUAAUAGGUUCAGUGGUAGGAACUGUGAAAGGAAAGCGAUGUGUCCAGGGAGGAUGUUGUGGUUCAGAUCAGAGCAGUGUUGUAAGGAAAACAAUCCAAGGUGAGAGGAUGCUUUCGGAUUUCUGCAUCUACUGCUAUCUUGACAUUGGUGUCUGCGUUAACCCCUGUGUUGUCUUCCUCCAUAUGUCUAGGAUACGAUGCCCGGCCUUGGAUGGGAGAAAAUGGUCGACUCCGGAGAGAUGGGAGAAAAACUGUCCCUUCGGAAACAGCGCUUCAUGCAGUUUUCUUCCCUGGAACAUGAGGGCGAAUAUUACAUGACACCACGAGACUUCCUCUUUUCAGUAAUGUUUGAGCAAAUGGAACGUAAAACUUCAGUGAAGAAGCUGACCAAAAAGGAUAUCGAGGAUAUACUGGCAGGAACCCAACCAGCUUGUCGUGGAUCAACCUUUUUUAGAGACCUUGGCGAUAAAGGACUGAUAUCCUAUACCGAGUAUCUUUUCUUGCUUACCAUCCUCACUAAACCCCAUACUGGGUUUCAUGUUGCUUUUAAAAUGCUGGAUGCAGAUGGUAAUGAGAUGGUUGAGAAAAAGGAAUUUUUUAAGCUGCAGAAGAUCAUAAGUAAACAAGAUGAUUUGAAGACAGCAGCUAACGAAACGGACUGCCAGGAACCAACAGUGAAAGAACCUGAAAUUACCACAACCCUUCAGAUACAUUUCUUUGGAAAAAGAGGAGAAAGAAAACUUCAUUAUAGAGAAUUUCGAAGAUUUAUGGAGAAUUUACAAACAGAGGUCCAAGAAAUGGAAUUCCUUCAGUUUUCUAAAGGCUUGAGUUUCAUGAGAAAAGAAGACUUUGCAGAAUGGCUACUUUUUUUCACUAACACUGAAAAUAAAGACAUCUAUUGGAAAAAUGUAAGAGAGAAGUUGUCAGCAGGAGAGAGUAUUAGUUUGGAUGAGUUCAAGUCCUUUUGUCAUUUUGCCACCCACCUAGAAGAUUUUGCUAUUGCCAUGCAAAUGUUUAGUUUAGCUCACCGUCCUGUCAGACUGGCGGAGUUUAAGAGGGCCGUGAAAGUAGCAACAGGGCAGGAACUCUCAAACAAUAUUUUGGACACCGUGUUCAAGAUCUUUGAUGUGGAUGGUGAUGAAUGUCUUAGUCAUGGAGAGUUUCUCGGGGUGUUAAAAAACAGGAUGCAUCGAGGUUUAUGGGUCCCACAGCAACAAAGUAUACAAGAAUACUGGAAAUGUGUGAAAAGAGAAAGCAUUAAAGGAGUAAAAGAAGUCUGGAAACAAGCUGGAAGAGGUCUGUUUUAGAAAAAUAAUAUGGGAAUUACAUUGCUCUGAAUGUCAGAAUUUGGAAUUUUUUUUUAAGUACUAGAUGUUUGUCUUCUGGAGGCUUCAUUGAUUUUCUUUGUCAUAUAAAGAUGCCUUGUAUUUACUUCCUGAUUCAGUAAUUUCUUGAUAAAAUUUCAUUAAAGAACUUAGUAAAUACAGGUACUGGAUUCUGUCAGAGGGCCUAGAAUUGAAGUCAUGCUUUGUACUUUGAUAAGAUUGAAAACCUCAUUAUUCACUGAUUUCUUAGACACAGUAGUAAAACAUCUCUUUGGAAGGGUGUCAGUGAGUAAUUACAGAAAAAAGUAGACACACAAGGCUAAGAUCAAGGCCAGGAGUCCUGGUGUUCCCAGUAGCACAAAUUCAGUUAAGAACAUUUCAGAUUUUCUUGUCUGCAUCUCAUAUCUCAUAAGCUUCUUGUACAUUUUAUUUCAGUUAGCUGUAUAUUAAUUGUCCUAAAAAUAAUGUGUAAAUUUCAAUAUCGUAUGUGGAAACCAAAUAAAGUAUUUACACAGAUACAAAAAUUAUAUUUUUAAUGUGUUUUUUAAAACUUUUUUAUAAAUAUAAAUACUCUCAUCCUUGCCAACCACAUUAGUUCAGGUUCUCAGAAACUAGCGUAAUUGGGGGAUCCCCUGGCUGGCUCAGUCAGUGGAGCAAGCAAGACUCUUGAUCCUGGGUCUGUGGGUUCAAGCCCCACACUGGAUGUAGAUGUUAUUUAAAAAUAAAAUUAAAAAAAAAAAAAAACUAUAGUGUUUUGGGGAGAAUCUUGAACACAAGAUCGGGG
This is a messenger RNA of Panthera uncia (snow leopard), 4908 nucleotides long. RefSeq names its product mitochondrial calcium uptake 2 (gene MICU2). Gene Ontology annotation, molecular function: calcium ion binding. The record is from RefSeq and is a predicted model, not a curated record. The transcript is spliced from 12 exons. Gene Ontology annotation, biological process: mitochondrial calcium ion homeostasis; calcium import into the mitochondrion. Bases 2997 to 4106 code for a protein of 369 amino acids. Gene Ontology annotation, cellular component: uniplex complex. NCBI's taxonomy places the organism in Eukaryota, Metazoa, Chordata, Mammalia, Carnivora, Felidae.